AUGGUUAUACAAUUGACCACUAACAAGCACCAGGAAGAGAGAAAGAUGUCCUUGGGGGAGGAGCAAGGAGGGUCACAUCCGCAGUAUCUCGAGCCCAGCGAGCUGGGGACAAAAGAAUACUGGGAAAGAUACUACGACAGCUCGCUCACCCACUUUCUGUCCUCCAAGCGAGACGGACGAAGACGCCGUGACGAGCAGCAGCAGACAGACGGAGAAGACGAUGGCCAGGGAGAGGACGACGACUCAGACAUCGGGACCUCGUGGUUCAGCGAGCACAAUGCGCCGCAGAAGGUGCUGGACUUCAUGACCUCAGAGAAGUUCCCACUUGCGCCGGACUACUCGCAGGCCGGCCGGGAGCCUAGCAUACUGGACCUGGGGACGGGCAAUGGGAGCAUGCUGAGUCUGCUGCGGGAAGAAGGAGGGUUUAGCGGUCCCAUGGUGACGACGGUCAAGGUCAAGGCGGAGGUGACGAGGGGAUACGGUUCGAGGUAUGGGACAUUCUAG
Messenger RNA from Trichophyton rubrum CBS 118892, 504 nucleotides. RefSeq lists its product as uncharacterized. Gene Ontology annotation, biological process: peptidyl-lysine dimethylation; peptidyl-lysine monomethylation. The transcript is spliced from 3 exons. Gene Ontology annotation, cellular component: cytoplasm. The coding region runs from base 1 to 504 and encodes 167 amino acids. The record is from RefSeq and is a predicted model, not a curated record. Lineage: Eukaryota; Fungi; Ascomycota; Eurotiomycetes; Onygenales; Arthrodermataceae. Gene Ontology annotation, molecular function: protein-lysine N-methyltransferase activity.